GCUGGGUCACCUCACUUCUUACUCUAGAGCAUAAGGGUUCCCUCCAGGUCACCAUGUAGUGCUUCACUUAGUAAAUUGAUUGGUUUAGCUAAGUCUAAUACAGUGAUGACCUCACCAGUGUGCACUCUGCUCCAGUAUUAUACUGAAGGCAGGAGACUAGAAGACACAGAAAUCAGCUUGGAUUAUGAACCAAGAGAUUAUUUGGAGCAAAGUUUCUCUUUGAGAAAUACACAUCCACUCAGCAAAACAAAAGCAACUUUUAAAGGUUGUUCUCGGUGGAAAUCACUCUAUGCCCCAUUACCUGCCUGAGUGAAACCAGACUAAGAACUUCUGUCAUGGCAGCUUUUCUGCUGGGAGCUGUGUUGCUUAUUGUUCAACCUCAGAUAGUGCCUUCCAGACCGGCUAUAAAUUCGAAGGCUGAGACGACUUCUCAGCCUGUUCAGAGAGAGCUUUUAAAGAAAACUUCUCCAAAAAAUGACUUCAAGGAAAACAUUCAUUCUAAUGGAUCAUGCCAGCAGCUGCCACAGACUAUCAUCAUUGGAGUGAGAAAAGGUGGAACGAGAGCUUUGUUAGAGAUGUUGAGUCUCCAUCCAGAUAUUGCGGCAGCAGAAAGUGAAGUUCACUUCUUUGACUGGGAAGAUCAUUACAGAAAUGGAUUGCAGUGGUAUAUUAAUCAAAUGCCAUUCUCUUAUCCCCAUCAGAUCACCGUGGAAAAAACUCCAGCGUAUUUCACAUCACCUAAAGUGCCUGAAAGACUUUAUAACAUGAACCAAUCAAUGAGACUACUCCUCAUUUUAAGAGACCCAAGCGAGAGAGUACUAUCAGAUUACACCCAAGUGUUCUACAAUCACAUGCAGAAGCACAAGCCCUACCCAUCCAUUGAACAGUUCCUGAUUAAAGGUGGUGAACUCAAUGUGGACUACAAGGCAAUAAACAGAAGCUUGUACUACAUUCACAUGCAAAACUGGCUGAAGUAUUUUCCUCUUGAUCACAUCCACAUUGUAGAUGGGGAUAAACUAAUCAAAGACCCCUUCCCAGAAAUAGAGAAGGUAGAGAGAUUUUUGAAGUUGUCGCCGCAGAUAAACGCCUCAAACUUUUAUUUCAAUAAGACUAAAGGCUUCUACUGCCUCCGGGACAGUGGCAGAGAGCGCUGUUUGCACGAGUCGAAAGGACGAGCGCACCCGCAGGUAGAUACCUGGUUACUCCAGAAACUGCACGAAUAUUUCCACGAGCCCAACAAGAAAUUUUUUGAGCUCGUGGGCAGAACAUUUGACUGGCACUAGUGGGGAGCCUCAGAACCUUCGCUCCGGUGUACAGUUAGAAAUUUUACAAAAGGGCAUUUAAGCUAUAAUUUAUUUGUAAAAAAAAAAAACAAAAACAAACAAAACCAAACCCAUAAAUACUUCUGUACAGUAUUAGAUUCACAAUUGCCAUAUAUACUAGUUAUAUUUUUCUACUUGUUAAAUUUGAAAGCAUUUUGUAUUGUUUUUCAUGGUUGUUAACAUUGUGGGUGACGUGUCUAUAUGAAAGAAACUAAAUUAUUUCACUGCAGAAGAGGCUGUCUCGAGAAUGCAUCGUCUUUCUAAGGAGUGAAAAAUUCAUUUCAGCAGAGCCCUUCAGAAUUGUUUGAAUACUUUGGCCUUCCUGUACUGGUUUGGAUUUUGCUCCUCUAAUUGCUAAUGAAUAUUCUAAACUAUACAU
Messenger RNA from Dryobates pubescens (Downy woodpecker), 1701 nucleotides. RefSeq names its product heparan sulfate-glucosamine 3-sulfotransferase 1 (gene HS3ST1). Gene Ontology annotation, molecular function: [heparan sulfate]-glucosamine 3-sulfotransferase activity. The coding region runs from base 336 to 1283 and encodes 315 amino acids. The transcript is spliced from 2 exons. NCBI's taxonomy places the organism in Eukaryota, Metazoa, Chordata, Aves, Piciformes, Picidae. The record is from RefSeq and is a predicted model, not a curated record.